AUGUUCAACCCCCACUUUCAGAUCGAUGGAAUCAUCCCCAACGUCCAUAUUGUCUCUGCAGACAGUGUCAUUUUUCAUGUCCACCAGCAGCGGCUUCUGGCCGCCUCCACCAACGCUUUCGGCGGCUCGCUCGCAUACCCUCCACGCCUGAUCGCUGUGUCCGAGAAUUCGAGCGUACUCAACAUCGUCCUCCACGUCAUAUAUGGUAUGUCUUGCCUGCGCUUCCAGCCGCCGUUCGAGUCGACAGAGGCCGCGGUCGCCGCCCUGAUCAAGUACGGCGUGCCAGCUGCGUCCCUCGCCAACUCCCAGUCUCUCCACGAACUCUUCAUGUUUCACGCCCCCCACCGCCCAAUCGAGGUGUUCGCCCUCGCCGGCCAUUACGCCCUCGAACCGGUCGCCGUCGCCGUCUCCGCACACCUCCUCGCAUACGACCUCACCCGGAUUUCCGACGCGCUCGUCGUCAAGAUGGGCUCGGUGUACUUCAACCGGCUGUACAAGCUCCAGCAAACGCGCCUCACCGCGCUCCGCGACAUCCUCCUCCGCCGCCCGCCGACCCAUGCGCCGACCGCGACGUGCGCCGACGGAGGGCAGGAGGAGAUCGGCCGCGCGUGGGCGUUCGCGACCGCGCAGAUCGUGUGGACUGCUCUGCCAAACGUCGCCAACCUAUGCGCAGGUACCUCAAUACAAGCCCUGCAGAGCGUGUUCGAGCAGGCGGGGGCGACCAUCAACUGCUUGGACUGUCGGACGAUGCACAAUUCGCGCAUCGCGCAGAUUUCUCAGGAGUGGGCUGCAGUGAAGAGAACGAUUUGA
This is a messenger RNA of Trametes versicolor FP-101664 SS1, 810 nucleotides long. RefSeq lists its product as uncharacterized. NCBI's taxonomy places the organism in Eukaryota, Fungi, Basidiomycota, Agaricomycetes, Polyporales, Polyporaceae. The record is from RefSeq and is a predicted model, not a curated record. The coding region runs from base 1 to 810 and encodes 269 amino acids. The transcript is spliced from 3 exons.